Molecule: messenger RNA, 1473 nt
Organism: Striga hermonthica
Lineage: Eukaryota; Viridiplantae; Streptophyta; Magnoliopsida; Lamiales; Orobanchaceae
Source: the annotation of a GenBank genome assembly
AUGGAAAAUAAUCUUGUACCUUUGGCUUCCCCAAGGCAAAGUGAGAAUACAAGCGACAUUGCAGACGAAAGCUCGGAAGGACAGUUUUUCGUAGUCGGGAAGAAGCUCCUCUUCUCCACGUCUUCCAUUUCAAUCUCCCCUGAAGAUCUAACGUCCUUGGACGUGGAGGUGACGGCUGUGGAGGAAGCUAAGACGGUGAUGAUGAAUGAGAAAGAGGGCGAGUCGGACUCGCAGUGGAAAGGGUUCCUUAAGAAGCUUAAGAAGGGCCCGGGGGCCCACUUCCACCCGACCAUACCCCACUUGCUGUCGAUAAGGAAACUUUCGAGGAAAAGAACCACACGCAAUACACAGAGCCUCCCGGCCCUGCCACCUCACAUCGAGGCCGACCUAUAUUAUUGCUUCGAGACCUCAUGGAAGAACUUCAUGCUCUCUGAUCUCGAGGAGGCUACCCAAAACUUUAGCCAUGAAAAUCUGAUAGGCGAGGGGGGCUAUUCUGAAGUGUACAAGGGCCAUCUGGAAGACGGGCAGCUGAUAGCCGUCAAACGGCUAAUUAGAGGAACUCCUGAGGAGAUGACGGCCGAUUACCUAUCAGAGCUCGGGAUUUUGGUGCACGUCAACCAUCCUAACAUAGCUGGAAUCAUUGGCUAUGGAGUCGAAGGCGGGAUGCAUUUAGUCCUUCCUCUCUCCCCCAACGGGAGCCUAUCGUCAUUGCUAAAAGGUUGUAAGAGGGAAAAACUGAUAUGGAGGCUAAGGUACAAUAUUGCCCUGGGCAUUGCCUCCGGCCUAUCGUACCUUCACGAGGGCUGCCAGCGGAGGAUCAUUCACCGGGAUAUCAAGUCUGCUAAUAUUUUGCUCACCGAAGAUUUCGAGCCUCAGAUUUCGGAUUUUGGGCUUGCGAAAUGGCUUCCUGAUCAGUGGACUCACCUUAAUGUUUCGCAGUUUGAAGGCACAUUCGGAUAUCUUCCUCCCGAGUUUUUCAUGAAUGGCACGGUGGACGAGAAGACUGAUGUCUACGCGUUCGGAGUGUUGUUGUUGGAGCUCAUUAGUGGCCGUCCGGCAAUAGACGAGUCGCAUAAUAGUGUCGUGAUGUGGGCCAAACCUCUGUUAGCCAGCAAGAAUAUUACAGAUAUAGUUGAUCCAUUGCUCGAUGGAAUUUACGACUUGGAUCAGGUGAAUCGUAUGGUCACGGUUGCUUCCUCGUGUAUUACUCCAAGUUCGACAGAUAGGCCUCAAAUGAGUCAGGUUUUGUUGAUGUUAAAAGGAGACGAUAGCGUGUCUCAGAACAAGAAGAAGUUCCAAAAAAGGCCGGGACUCAGAAGGACGUACCCUUUGGAGUUGAUCGACGAAGAAGAAUGCAACUCAAACAAAUCUCCAUUACACGAUAGAAACCACAAAAUCAACAAUAUCGCGUUCGAUCAAGAUAGCCGUUGUCAAAACGGUGGGGACGAUCCUUACUUGCAAAACACGGCAUGA